AUGAAUUUACAAGCAUUCAAAUUGCAUUUAGCUAAUACAGUAUUAACAUCAGAUAAUAAAAAUUUAAAUGAUAUGGAUACAGAACAUUUAUUUGAUCGAUUAACAACAACCACAACAACAACAACUAAUGACAAUCAAGUAACUAAAGAUAAUCAUACAAAUCUUCAAUUUGCUUUAUUAGAUGAUCUUGAAGCCUAUUAUGAAACUGAAUAUAAUUUAGAUACAUUUGUUGCUCGUUUAAAUACAAAUUAA
Molecule: messenger RNA, 252 nt
Organism: Schistosoma mattheei
Lineage: Eukaryota; Metazoa; Platyhelminthes; Trematoda; Strigeidida; Schistosomatidae
Source: the annotation of a GenBank genome assembly